Molecule: messenger RNA, 1823 nt
Organism: Mytilus trossulus (common blue mussel)
Lineage: Eukaryota; Metazoa; Mollusca; Bivalvia; Mytilida; Mytilidae
Exons: 3
Coding region: 51-1823 (590 amino acids)
Biological process (GO): regulation of apoptotic process
Source: RefSeq, a predicted model, not a curated record
GUAUUAUGCAUUUAUUAGACAUUUAAAUUUUGAUUCUCCGAAAUGGGUGCAUGUUUGACGUCAUACAGUGGUUAAACCCUCUGGAAACAAUGGCUGAAUCAUUGGAACAGCCUAAUCCGGUAGCUGUCCCAGAAUGCUCAUUUUCAUCUCAGUGCGGUCGGAAUAUAAUUGUUGAUGGCCCAACAGCUAGAUGGAACAGUGUUGUCUCAGGGGGCAGAGUUGUUGUCGACAAACCAAUAUUUCCUGGUAAAGAACUCAAGUUGUCUUUUGAUGGAAAGGGUCAUGCCGAAGUUGGAAUACUCACGAAAGAUCCUGCUUCAAUACCUGACAUCAACCAUGUGGAAAAGUUGAAAGAAUUGACUGUAAUACAAAGUGCGAAAAUUUACAAACAAACGGGCACUGCCAAUAUAAAACGAUCAGAUUGUGGAAGGAAAAUCAUAACAAAAGCAGACAAAGAGUCUAGCGUUACAAUUAAAAGGAAUGAUAAAGUAUGGGUUACUGUUAAUAUUAUAUUUGGAGAUCUGGAAGUAGAAAUAGAGACUGAAGGUUACAAUUUUUCAAAUAAAACAGGUGGAAAUAUACAACUCGAGAAUAAUGAUACAUGGGCGAAUUUAAAAUUCCCCAAUCCUUGCGCUGUUUGCUUUGUCGGAAAUCCUAUCAGACGAAAGGAAGCAUUAAACUUUCAGAUUGAUCCCAUCUUAAGAGAUGGUAAACCUUCAAGAAAUUUCAGUAUUAAAAUAGCGAUAUCACAGUCUAAUCCAGUUAACCUUCUGUCAGAAAAUGAUACCUAUGAUGAUAUUACGUCACUUCCUGUAAUUCAUUUCGAUGAAAUUCCAAUCAAAUGCAAAAACGUAAUUCAGAUUGGACUAUCGGAUAAUGGAACUGUUCAAAUAAACUACGAUAAAGGGACACUUAACAAAAAAACCAAUAACAAACAAAUAUUUUGCAUUUUCGAAAUUUGCAGGAUAAAUCUUCAUUGCAAAGGUAAAAUCGUAGACUUUUCACCAUCUGUCGAGACUGUACUAUGCGAAAGUAAAAGAAAAAAAAGCAACCCCGUUGGCGCUUCGUCGAUUGAUCAGGUCGACACCAUUGUUGUUCCUCCUAACCCGGAGUAUGUUCGAAGUAAAAAGAUGCUAGAAUCUAUAAGACAUGACGCAGAAUCUAUAUCGAUUCACUCGAACGAUUUCAAACCAGCUAAUGAAUCCAGAAAUAUUAUCGGCGAUGUCUCACUUUCGAUGGUCAAUAAUGGUUCGAAUAUAACCAACACAGCGGAAUCUCGUAUCAGAAGUAAUGAAACAUUGUUACCAGUCGAUAAUAUCUCACCGAGUGAGUUAAAUUUAAGAUUGCAGUCAGUUGAAGAAACUAUCGGUAACCCUACAACUGGAAAAGAAGGCAUGCGACAGUCCCAGUAUCAGGAACUUAAAUUAGAAAUUCAAGCCAUAAAGACAAUGUUGGGUGAACUUCAGUUAUCGAUACAACCUCAAACAAAUACAAAAACCCUUACCUUAACUGAGUUAAAUGAAUAUAAUCCUGAGAUGUCACUCAAUGAAGUUCUACAGAAGAACUAUGUAAACUUAAUCAAAAUGAUAGAUACAGUGCCGUUAUUGGAUCUGUUAUAUGAAUCAGAUUACAUCAGGCACAACGAAUGCGAAAGAUUAGGAAAACUUUCCCAAACUGACCAAGAAAGUGCUAAUCGCGAUCUUUUAAAUACUAUAAUACGCAGACAAAGUAUUAGUCUCGGCCACUUUGCAAGUCUUUUAUUUCAAUCAAAACAGAUUGGAGUUUUAGCAGUUUUAUUUCCAGGGAAAAAUAUAAAUAAAUAA